Molecule: messenger RNA, 1980 nt
Organism: Monopterus albus (swamp eel)
Lineage: Eukaryota; Metazoa; Chordata; Actinopteri; Synbranchiformes; Synbranchidae
Product: serine/threonine-protein kinase SBK1
Exons: 5
Coding region: 6-1142 (378 amino acids)
Biological process (GO): protein phosphorylation
Molecular function (GO): protein serine/threonine kinase activity; ATP binding
Source: RefSeq, a predicted model, not a curated record
UGAGGAUGGACAACGCUGAACUGAACCACAGCGACAAAAUUACAGCUCCAGGAAAACUGCUGGAUGAGAUGUGUCAUCUGACGGCUCAGUCCCUCACACCAAUGCUCACAUCAGAGCGCUUCAAGGUCCUAAAGCUCCUGGGUGAAGGCUCGUAUGGCAAAGUCAUGCUGGCUGUACACAGGAAGACAGGAACUCCGAUGGCUCUGAAGUUCUUCCCUCGGAAGUCCACCUCUCUCAUCUCUUUCCUGAGGGAGUAUAAUAUCUCACUGUCCUUCUGUUCCCACCCGUCUCUGACCAGAGCUCUGGGAAUCGCCUACUCCACACCAUCACAAUACGUCUUUGCUCAGCAAGCCAGCCUCUUUGGCGAUCUCUUCGACAUCAUCUUGCCUGAGGUUGGCGUGGAGGAGGACUGCUGUCAGCGUGUGGUGUCCCAGCUCUGCGGUGCUCUGACACAUCUGCAUGCCCUCGGUUUUGUCCAUAGAGACGUCAAACCAGAGAAUGUCUUCCUGUGCGACUCCGCCUGCCGCUGGGUCAAACUGGGAGACUUUGGCAUGGUGAAAGCCAGGGGCAGCAGGAUCCCGGAGGUCUGGUACAGCUCACCCUACUGCACUCCUGAGGCCGAGGUCGCUCAAGGAAGUGAGGACAGCAGCAUGAAUGAUGGGAAUGAUGGCAGUAAGAAGAAGUCAAGAGUUUGGGUGUCUGUGGAGCCCAGCACAGAUAGCUGGGCGCUGGGCAUCCUGACCUACGCUAUGCUCACAGGCAGCCAUCCCUGGGCUAAGACAGCCAGCGACUGCCACGCAUACCUGAAAUAUCUGGAAUGGUUCGACAGAGCAAAAGGCCCUGAAGGUGAACUGGAUGCGAGCAUACAUGAUGCCACUGAUUUAAACGAAGCAGGACUGGACAAGAAGAACCACCCUCCCAUUGCACCCCAGUUCUCCUGCCUCACCCCACUAGCCUGCUCCUUCUUCCACUUGCUUCUUGAACCGAGUCCCCAGCUUCGUGGACGACCUGAGGACGCGCUGAGCUACCUCGGAGGGGACUGGCUGGUGGAGAAGGAGAGGGUGAGGCUGGAGGAGGAGAGGAAGAAGAACAAAAGUGCGGUCAGGAACAUGAAAAAGAUGGAGUGGAAAGGAGAACGAUAAACUAUUGGUCUGCAGACUAUUGAUCAGUUUUAUAAGUACAAUGUGUUCUUCCAGAGUUCUGCUUAUUUUUUUUAUUGCUAAUUGGGAUUGUAAACAUACUGCAUAGUUUCAUACUUUUCAAAAAUAACCCCGAUUGUGGUCAAACUCCAUAAACUGUUAACUAGUCAGACAGUCAGUCAGAUUUGAAUGGAAAAGAAAGCAGGGUCCUUCAGCAUGUAGGAGGCCACUUUGGAAAAGCUCCUCCUUGUUAAAUAAAAACAAAAUGGUUUAUUGGAAAUCUAGCUUUAUUUUGAGAAACAGUUGGACUAGGGCCAAAGGUUUUCAUUAGGGCCUCGUUUAUCCUGCCAAUUACUUGUUUACUUUAGCAAUGUGUUUUAAAUAUAUCAGACUGAAAAUGUGUAGCUGCUGCAGUUCUGGGUAUUAUUUGUGUUUAGUGGGAUUAGGGGUUAAUCUUAGCUGUAAUACCAUCCUUUCCUCAACAGAGAUACCUUCGAUAGUGCACUGCUAUAUUUGGGUCUGGACCUGUGAGGGUAUAAUAGGUCACAGUCGGCUGUGAGCUGUACGUAGCCGGCUGCAGUAGUGGCCACAUAUACAUGUUGGGUACAAACUAGAGAUCCAGUUUUAAUGCAGCCGGUUUCAAGUUGAACGGAUGUCACCUUACUCAGCGGCACUUUCUGAAAGUAAAGAUUUAUCAGUUCUAAAUGUGUUGGGAGCACUUGCACUGUUCCACUGUGAAAGCAGUCACUAGCCUGUAACUUUAAGAUGGCGUCAUUUUUGUAUUUUAGCAGCUCACUGCUGUUGUGGCACUUUAUAUUCUGUAUUUUGUACUCAUAGUUUU